Molecule: messenger RNA, 7666 nt
Organism: Perca fluviatilis (European perch)
Lineage: Eukaryota; Metazoa; Chordata; Actinopteri; Perciformes; Percidae
Gene: col7a1l
Product: collagen type VII alpha 1-like
Exons: 81
Coding region: 547-7023 (2158 amino acids)
Molecular function (GO): protein binding
Source: RefSeq, a predicted model, not a curated record
CUCUCAGUAUACAGAAAGGAAAGGAUGGUGAGAAAAGUUCCAUUCCCACUCAGAAGAAGCUAUGGUAUGACCAAGGAUUUACUGCAUGUUGCAGCAGCUUCACCCCCACCCCUCUUCCCAAACUUUUCUGCACUACAGCAGAACCCAGGAAAGAAAGUCCCUGUCAUUCAUUCACUUUUACACACAUUCAAACACACCCACCUCCUCUUUCACUCCGACACACAAACACACAGAUAACGCACAUUGAUUCUCAUGUAACAUUCAGUCGAUUAUCUCUGAUAACAGCCUCUGCAGGAAUACAAUAUCAAUUCCAGACUUUUUUUUUGUCCCCUGACUUGGAUAACACCUUUUUGUGUAUUUUAGGGAGUAUUUUUCCCCUGACGACCGCCAAGAAGUCACCUGGAUUGGGAGGAUAAUAAUGAUUCACUUGUCUGCAUUGAUAAGAGGAAAGAAGAGUUGGAAUUGAUGAUUGUGGAGUGGAAUUUAAGAAAGGGAUUUGUGAAGAGAAGAACUGCGAGGAAGAGCAGGUGAUCGAAGAGGAAGAGUAUGGGCCGCUCUUCUUUGUGGAUAUUUCUACUGUCCUUUUCUCUUACCCAUCAAAGCAUCACAGCACAAGCUGAAGCAUGCAGGACGGUGGUGCAGGCAGACAUAGUGUUUCUGGUGGAUGAGUCAUGGAGUGUAGGCCCGACCAGCUUCUCCAGUGUCAAAGACUUCAUCUCAACCAUCGUCUCCUCCUUCCAGGACAUUGGGGUGGGAACUGAGGGGGUCCGCUUUGGAGUUACUGUCUUUGGGGAUUUCCCAAGGAUGCAGAUUGCUUUGACAGACUACAGCUCACUGGAGGAGUUACUCAGAGCCAUCAAAGACCUCCCCUAUGAGGGUGGAUCCAGGAGGAUUGGAGAUGCCCUCCAGUUUCUGGUUGACCCCGUGUUUAGCCCUGUCAUCAGGCGAGACCAUGCCCCAAAGAUUGCUGUAAUGAUCACAAACGGACGUUCAGACGACCAGGUCGAUGCCGCAGCUAGAGCUGUAGCUGAUAAUGGGAUUUCUCUCUUUGCAGUAGGUAUUAGGGGAGCUGAUGAGUCAGAGCUGAGGAGGAUUGUGUCAGAGCCACAUGAGGAGCACCUAUUACUUGGCACUGACUACUCUCUCCUUGAAACCAUCCUUCCCAAACUGUCCCGCAGAGUGUGUUUUACUGCCUCUGAACCACCACUUCCUGUGAAAACUACCCUGCCUGUUGAAGAGCGUGUGGUGGGUCCCAGAGACCUGCAAGUAAGCGAGUUGGCCCACAGUUCCCUCAGACUGACAUGGAGCCAGGCCACAGGUGAUGUCACAGGAUAUCGUCUCCUGGUCCACCCUCUCAGCUCCAGUGGACACCAACAGCAGAGACAGGUUGAUCUGAAGGCAGAUGUGAGCACAACAGUGGUGACAGAGCUGAGUCCUAAAACAGAAUAUUCCCUCACUGUCUACGCCAUCUACCCCAGCCUCAUAGGAGACUCAGCAACAAUCACCAUCCAGACAACCCCUUUGCCUCAGGUGUCAAACUUCCGUGUUAUUGAGGAAGGCCUGUUCUCUCUGCGCCUGGGCUGGACGCCUCAUCUAGGGAGGCUCAACGGAUUUAUGAUCUACAUCCCAAGAUCCAACCGACCUGGAUUUGCUUAUGAGAAGAUGCUUCCUGGAGACACCUCUUCUCAUGUGAUUGACAGCCUGGAGGAGGAUAAGAAGUAUACUGUCAGUAUUUAUGCUGUUUACCCCCAGGGACCAAGUGAAAAAGUUUCAAUAGUGGGCAAGACAUUAAAGCUGGUACAAGUUCAGAAGUUCCUGGUCCAAAACGCCACCACAGAUACUGUCCAGGCAAGAUGGACAUCAGUUAAGGGUGCCACAGGAUACCGUCUGACAUGGGAAUCCCCAGACGGCCACAUAGAGAACGUUAACCUCGGGGACAACUUUAACUUCUACAUGAUCCAGGGCCUCCACUCAGCCUCUGAGUACAAGGUCACCAUCAACCCCAUCUUUGGAGACAUUGAGGGGCCGGUCACCACCACCAAAGUCAAGACAUUGGAAAGCAGUGCAGUACAAACCUUAAAGGUGUCUGCUGUGAGCACCAGUACUGCUGAUGUCGCAUGGAACAGUGUCCCAGGAGCCACAGGUUACAGACUGGCCUGGGGACCAACUCCAGAGUUUGUUGGUCGGGACCGUCCCAGGCAGGUGGCUCUGAACGGCAGCACCACAGAGUACCAGCUGAGGAAUGCAGCCCAUGAUACUGAGUAUGUCCUGUCUCUCUAUGUGCUGUUUGGAUCUGUGGUGGGGCCUGGUAUCAGUGCUACCUUCAGAACUUCUCCGUUAGGGUAUGUGUCCAACUUCAAGGUGUCAUCCUACACCAGCACCUCCGUAGUUGUGGAGUGGAGUCCCAUUGUUGGAGCUACUGAGUACAAACUGUCUUGGAACACAGGUGAUAGCAACCCUCAGUCCCAUUACCUGGGCCGCAGUGUUCUCUUCCAUCGUAUCAAAGACCUGAAUCCAAAGUCCACCUACACAAUCACCAUCUGUGCAGUGUACGGCAACUCAGAGGGACCAGAAAUCUCCUUAUCUCAGCUCACAGCUGCUGUUUCAGACUCACAGCUAUUCCAGGCAGUGAGGGAGGUAAAGGUUGUGGACAUUGGAGUCAACUCCUUCACUCUGUCCUGGGGGAAAACACCAGGGGCAUCUGGGUACAAAAUCUCCUGGAUCCCCUUCCUGGGGGGUGAUGAAAUGUCCCACGUGGUAUCUGCUGCUUCCACCACUUUUACCAUCCACAAGCUGCAGGAGAGCUCAGCUUAUAAGAUCCAGGUUUCCUCCAUGGUGGGCAAUAGGGAGGGAAGCCCAGUCCUGCUCACUGCACGCACCUUGGAUCUUCCAAAAGUGAAUGACUUUGCUGCUCUGAACACUUCAGAGAGCAGCACUGUUCUGAACUGGACACGUGUGGCUGGCGUUUCUGGAUACCGUCUCUCCUGGAGGCACAUCUCAGUGUUGGAGACGAAAACAGAGACGCUGGGCCCUGGUUUCAACUCCUUUAUGAUCAGUAAUUUGCUGUAUGGAAGAACCUAUAUUUUUACCAUCCGACCAUUGUAUGGAGAAGUGGAGGGCCCUAUAAGCACUAUUUAUCAGAGAAUAUUGGGACAGGAUGGCCUGGGGGUGACAGUCCAGUCUGUGGCAGCCACAGUCGCCCCUCAUAUCACGACUGCCUCCAUCACAGACACUACCGUCACUCACACAUCCUCCAGGACCACCCGGCACCCCAUCGCUGUGCCACAACCUAAAUCCAUAACCACCAAGAAGACAGGUCAGCCAAGUGUCACUGAAGCCAAAGCAGCUGAAGCCACCUUCCUUCGAUUAACCACACUUAGUGCAGAGACAACAGCUGCACCAAGACCAGUGUGUGGUAAGACCAAAGCAGACAUAGUAUUUUUAGUGGAUGAGUCCUCCAGCAUCGGGGCAAACAACUUUAUCAAGAUGAAAGACUUCAUAUUCCGAGUGGCAACUUACUUCCCUAUCAUUGGUCCUCAGGGCACACAGAUAGCCGUAGUUCAUUACAGUGAUGAGCCUCGAAUUGAAUUCCGUCUAAGAGACUUCAAAGACAGAAACUCUGUGCUCAGGGCGCUCAGAGCCCUGCGUUAUGGAGGGGGCAACACCAAAACAGGAAAAGGCAUCAGCUACGUUCUACAGGAACUGUUCCAGGAGUCUCUGGGGAUGAGGCAGGAUGUGGCCCAUGUUCUGGUUCUGAUUACAGAUGGCAGGGCCCAGGAUAAUGUGGUGCCACCCUCUAGAAUUGCACGUGCUCUGGGUGUCAGUGUCCUGGCAGUUGGAGUUUCCAAUGCAGACAUUGAGGAGCUGAAUAAGAUAGCAGCACCCACCAGCUACAAAAAUAUCUUCUACUCACCAACCUUUGAUGACUUCCCUUCCAUAGAGAGAGAAUUUAUUAAUAUCAUCUGUAGUGAAGAACUCCUCUCCGAGUUCAAACUAAAUUCUGAGUCAGCUCAGUUGGACACCCCGACUGAAGACCCAGAGGAGCUGCUUAAGCCUCAGGGUCCCUGCUCCUCCCAGUGUGUGAAGGGCCAGAAAGGGGAAAAGGGAGAUGGUUCUGGUCUCGGAGGUCUGAGAUUUAGGCAAAUCCCUGGACAGUAUGAUCCUUUCACUCCUUCCAAAGGAGAGAAGGGAGAAAGGGGGCCUCCUGCAACAGAUGGUGUACCUGGGUUGCCAGGACGACCAGGGAGAAGUGGACCCCCAGGUUCUGCCGGCCAACGGGGCCCGCAAGGCAUACCAGGUGAUAUGGGUCCACCUGGAAGCACUGGUCCAAAGGGACAGAGGGGAGAAAGAGGAGAGCCUGGAUAUGUUAUAGCUGGCACAGACGCAAAUUUUGUUCCUGGACGAAAAGGAGAGCCAGGAUCUUCAGGUCCCCAGGGCUCUCCUGGUGUAUCAGGGGUCAAUGGCGCUCCAGGCCUACCUGGCCAGCCAGGACCACCAGGGUCACCAGGAAUAUCUGUCAAGGGAGAUCCUGGGGAGGUGGGAGCAAAAGGUUUACGUGGGAAGCAGGGUGUGAAAGGAGACAAAGGAGAGUCGGGAAAAGAUGGUUUUGCAGGUUUGCCUGGUCCCGUUGGCAUUGAUGGGGUGCCAGGGUUACCAGGUCAGAAAGGAGAGCAGGGUAAAGAAGGAAUUGGCAUACAAGGUAUUCAAGGUCCUCGUGGAGAGCCUGGAGAGAAGGGAAAUAUUGGCUUAACGGGACCAGUUGGCCCAAAGGGUGACCGUGGAGAGCAGGGCAUCCAAGGACUCAUCGGACCACGGGGAAAGAAGGGACUCAAAGGGGAGCAGGGGGACAAGGGAGAAGGAGGAGAGAUGGGACCAUUAGGACCACAAGGACCCACGGGGCUGACGGGGCCAUUGGGGUUAAAAGGAGAUGAGGGUCCAAGAGGAGCCCCUGGAGAUCCUGCCAAGGGUAUAAUUGGCCCAACUGGAAAAAAGGGUGCCAGGGGAGACAUUGGUCCUGUCGGCCCCACAGGCCCCCAGGGAAUAAAGGGUGAACAAGGAAACAAAGGAGAGAAGGGCAGUCCUGGUUUUGGGAUUCCAGGACAGCGGGGACCAAAGGGAGAAAAUGGCGAGAGGGGAAAUGUUGGUUUGUCUGGAAAACCUGGACCAAAAGGGCACGAUGGCUCCAAAGGUGACAAAGGGGCAGCUGGGUUAUUCGGCAAUCCUGGAGAACCAGGAUUAAGAGGUAAAGAUGGUGCAUCGGGAACUAAAGGAGACCAAGGAUCUAAGGGUGAACUAGGAGCACCUGGAGAGCCUGGUGAAAGAGGAAUUAGGGGUCCACUGGGGUUACCAGGGCGACCAGGGGACCCAGGAGAUAAAGGAGAUACUGGGAUGCCCGGCCCGCUUGGGACUGAUGGAAAGAAAGGCGACAAAGGGGAGCAGGGAAAACCUGGACCUCCGGGAGAACAAAUUGUUGUAGACAACAACAUACUGACCAGAGUGAUUAAGGGUGAACCAGGAGAGCCUGGUGAGCCUGGUUUGAGAGGAGAAACAGGUGUGCCUGGGCCGAGAGGUCCAGAGGGGAAACCUGGAUUACCAGCACCAUCUCUGGAUGGUUCUGAAAGAGAUGGACCAGGGAAACCAGGAAUAAAGGGUGACCAGGGACAGAAAGGAGAGCCUGGUCUGAGGGGACAUAAAGGAGACCAAGGACGGUCUGGGAUAGCUGGAAUGCCUGGUUUACCGGGAACUCCAGGACGACCUGGAAUUGAUGGGAAGAGGGGCCAGCCAGGAAAAGAUGGAGAAAUUGGGCUGAAAGGAGAUGACGGCAAAAAGGGGGACAAGGGAGACGGGGGUGCAAAUGGUAAAGAUGGUAGUAAAGGGGAACCAGGACCUCCAGGUUUGCCUGGUAGGCAAGUGCUUGUCACAUCCGAGGGUGCCACCAUUGAUGAAAUCCGAGAAGCAUUUCCAAUCCCGAUGGGUCCCCCAGGAGCUACUGGUUCACCGGGAACAAAGGGAGAUAAAGGAGAAAGAGGCCUUAAAGGAGACACGGGUGAUGCUGGAGCUCCUGGAAAAUCUGUUGAGAUGAAGGACAUUGAAGUGAUGUUUGAAGCCUACGGCAUAAGGCUGCCUUUGCUGAAGGCUUUGAUUGACCGGCUGCUGCAGGACGGAAUAGAGGAGCUGCUUCAUGUGCUCAGCACCUCCAAGAAAAUGAAAGAAAACACAGAAACUCACACCUCCAACGUCAUCACUGAGUACACAAGUUCAGUGAAGUUUGACCUCACCAGCCAGCCGCUGAAAGAGUCGGACACCAUCCAGGGCCCUGAUUUAGAUGGACAGCUUUCUAAAGAGUCUCUGACCAUUGAUCCUUUAAAUGAAACAGCAGAGGGUCCCACUGUAUGGAGCUUCACCACGCUGAACGGAGAGCAGGAGCUCGACCGAACUGAGACACAGUUGAAGGGCUCCAGUGGGAAGCAGAGAGUAUAUCAGCACAGUGACGGAGUAUCUGCACUCAAAAUGAAUCGGACUGUAGUCAAUUCUACUUUUAAUUAUAAUACGACCCAGGAGACGGUUUCAGAAACUGUGGCGGUUCUCCUCACUCAGGAAGACUCCCUGAAGAAGAACUCGGGACAAAAGAAGAAGAAGGGCAAAGGAAAUAAAGGACGACAUAAGAGGCAGAGACAACGCCUGACAAGUGAGGAGGACACGCAAGAAGAAGAGGAAGAGGAUUUUUAUAACGGCGAAGAAUACGGUUAUGAAUACGAGGAAAAAGUUUCCUCAGAUUACCCUGCGACCUCUCAGGAGAGGAAAGACAACAGACAGCUUGAAGUUCAAACAGAUGCAAUUCCCCAUCCAGUGGAUAAAAAGGAGGAACAACCCACACACAGUCCUGCCCAGUUAGAAACGUUGACGGGAACCUCCAGUUAUCCUCUAACAUCCUCCACAAACAGACAAAUAGAUGCACAGGAUGAAGUUUCACUUCCUACACCUCCCAUCACAACAGAUGAACCAGACAAGGAUGUCUCUUAAGUCCCAAGAGACUGUGACUAUAGAGUGUUAAGCAUUCAUAAGAUAGCACACACUACAUGGAGCGUGUGAAUAAACUGUGAACUGUUUUGCUGAUGAGGAGCCCUGAACCUGAGGAAGGACUUCUUUCCACACAGAGACGAAGUCACUGACCCAAAGCUAUGGCCAAAGUUCAUAUCUUGUAUGAUGGCUUUUAUUUCAAGUAGCACUCUAUAGAAAAUCAGGCACUGCUGUUAAAUUAUCAGAAUUUUUUUCUCAUGUCCGGGUUAUUUUCAUUCUUCACUUUGUUUAAAGUAAACCACAGUGUAGCCUUUACCUCAUCUACAACUACUAAUUUAUUUAUUAAGACAAAUCUGUAACAAAUAAAUAUCACAUCAGAUAAAACACAAAAACCUUGUGCCAACAAUUUUAAUAAAUUUACUUUUGACAAGUUGUAUUGAAAUUUUAUUUAUUGUUUUUAUUAUUGUGUUUUUACUUCACCGAACACCUUUGAACGCCAAUGAUAUUACUCAGAAUGUAGUGGCAUAUAAGCAUAUCUGUAGCCAGAACAAACCAAUUUUUCACUGGUGAAAAUGUUCUGUUAUUAUGUUGUUUUGUCUGUUUAACCUCUGUGCAUGUAUCCUUCAGUAAAAAAAUUUCAAAUAAC